AUCAAUCUGGCACUUACUAAUAUGCAAAGUUUUGAAAACUGUCCAUGCUCAUGUAAAGAACAUAUGAUCAUGCUUGUUACCUUCCCUUAUGUUUGUGUGCACCUUUACUGUAAAGUGGAGUUAAUACUAAGUCUGUUAUUACUAAGAUAAUUAUGAGUAUCACUCGGUUACAAGGCAUUUUCCCGGUGUUCAAACCGCGGGGUAUUACUUCCUCUCAGUUGCUAGAAGUCAUCAAAAUAAAACUAAAUAAAGAAAACACGAGUGACACUCCUGUUAAAAUGGGCCAUGGAGGAACUUUAGACAUAAAUGCCACAGGUGUACUGGUGGUUGGGAUCAAUGAUGGAUGUUCAAAGCUGCCAGCCUUCUUAGGUGGAUCAAAAGUCUAUCAUUCUAGUUGUGUGUUUGGUAGAGCAACUGACUCCUAUAACAAGGAAGGCAAAACUAUCAUGGAAAAAUCUUUUGAUCAUAUUACACUCUCUGAUAUAAAUAGCUUUUCUACAGCAAUGAAAGGGCAGGUUUUACAGAAGCCACCGCCUUUCUCCGCCUUGAAGUUUCAAGGUAAAAGGUUGUCAGAUCUUGCCAGAGAAGGAACAGUGGUAGAUCCGAACCCACGGUUGGUGAAUUGUUACGACUUCAAAGUUAUUGAAUUUGUACUUCCCAAACUAACAUUUGAGCUAUCAUGUAGCAAAGGUUUCUAUGUACGCAGCCUGGUUCAUGAUUUAGGAUUAGCUUUAGAUAGCUGUGCUUACCUCGACGAAUUGGAGAGGAUUCGACAAGGUCCUUUUGAAACCGAUCAUUGUCUGAUGGAGGAAGAUUGCACAGUUUCAGGUAUUAAACAGAAAAUUCUUGAUAUGUGGCAAAGUACAGAGGAAUAUCUAGAUUGUCAAAUGACCAUGUACCGCUCAUUAAAUGCCUCCAAAAAUCAAAGUCAGUUCCCUGUGAAACAUAAGCACGGUGGAUCAAACAAGAUUGGGAAAAAACAGUCGCAUAAAUGGGAAUUUGUCAAAUAAAUGACAGUUUGAUUAUU
Messenger RNA from Daphnia magna, 1027 nucleotides. Its product is annotated as probable tRNA pseudouridine synthase 1. Gene Ontology annotation, molecular function: pseudouridine synthase activity; RNA binding. Gene Ontology annotation, cellular component: mitochondrion. The record is from RefSeq and is a predicted model, not a curated record. Bases 153 to 1010 code for a protein of 285 amino acids. Lineage: Eukaryota; Metazoa; Arthropoda; Branchiopoda; Diplostraca; Daphniidae. The transcript has 7 exons. Gene Ontology annotation, biological process: mRNA pseudouridine synthesis; tRNA modification.